AUGGGUGGCCUACGCGCGAAACUGCGCGGCGUCCUCAAGAAAACAACCCAUCCAACCCCUCCUACCACAACCAACUCCCCCUCCUCAACCGAACCCCUCCGUCCCGCGCACCUCGAUGGCUUCUACACAUCCCCCAAAAUCCACCGUCCAGAGCACAUGAACGGUCUCUUCGGCACCACCAAGAACAAGACCAACCCCUACCCCAACAACCCCAAGAACUCCACCAACAGCACCGGCAAUGCCAUCCGCAACACCCCACUAGCCCACGACUCCCUAAUCGCCGCACACAUCUUAAUGUAUCAUCAUCCGCGCGAAGUAGCAGCCGCCGCCGACGACGACGACGACGACGUGGAGAACGAAGAAGAAGAAGAAGAAGAAGUGAUUAUUAAACCUCACUACAACAACACGCGUCGUCUCUGCGAUUCCAAUCGUAAUGUUUUGCGCGCGCUGCGUCAUGAUGAGGAGGGGGGGUUUCCGGGUAGUUCGUGGAUGGGGGAGAAUCGUGUGGGGAUUAUUAAGGCGUUUGAAGAGGAACAAAUCGCGCUACUAAAAGAAAAGGAUUCCCAGGAUGAAUAUCUCGCCUGUCUGGAAUUGUGCGGCGGCGGCGGUGGUGGUGGUGGUGGUGGUGGUGGUGGUGGUGGUGGGGGAAAUGGAAAGGGAGACAUCAAACCUGCGGAUCAGGCGCAUUUGGAUGAGUUGUUGGGUAUUAUGAAGAAGGCGGAGGCGGAGACUUUGAAGUGUAUGGUGCGGAUCAAGGAGUUGACUGGUGGUUUGCUCUUGCUCUCUCCUCCCGGGGACUUUGAUGUCUAG
Messenger RNA from Ramularia collo-cygni, 810 nucleotides. RefSeq lists its product as uncharacterized. The transcript has 3 exons. NCBI's taxonomy places the organism in Eukaryota, Fungi, Ascomycota, Dothideomycetes, Mycosphaerellales, Mycosphaerellaceae. Bases 1 to 810 code for a protein of 269 amino acids. The record is from RefSeq and is a predicted model, not a curated record.